Messenger RNA from Periophthalmus magnuspinnatus, 2060 nucleotides. RefSeq names its product collagen and calcium-binding EGF domain-containing protein 1-like. The transcript has 11 exons. The record is from RefSeq and is a predicted model, not a curated record. Bases 190 to 1347 code for a protein of 385 amino acids. Gene Ontology annotation, molecular function: calcium ion binding. NCBI's taxonomy places the organism in Eukaryota, Metazoa, Chordata, Actinopteri, Gobiiformes, Gobiidae.
AGCCGCUCUCCUCCUCUCUCGUGCGUAAACGCGCACACAGCCGCGGACGCACGGCUCCAGCACACGCGCCACCACUGGACACUUUCUCAGAGCGGGAUCUCUCACCCGUGGGUCACUAUAUGGACCCUGCUCCGUGGUGCUCCGUGGCGUUUUAACUCGGACACGUUUUUGUCCCGGAGCAGAGGGGACAUGGCUCAACUCUCUGGGGCCACUCUGUUACCUAUCAGUGCUAUGUGCGUAGUGUUUCUGUGGGAAUCUGAGGCUAGUUCUAUCAGGACCACACUGGGAGUGGACACCUCGAGAACAGAGUGUCCUGAAAGUAAAAUCCUGACAGUGGAAUAUCCCUGUAUGGGAGCUGGAGGCAAGAACAGCACUUGUUUUAGGAGGAAAUGCUGUGAUGGAUUCAGGUUCGUAAUGGGCCAGUGCAUACCAGAAAGUGUGGAUGUGUGUGCUGCUUCCCCAUGUGAACAGCAGUGCACAGAUAACUUUGGAAGAGUCAUUUGUACCUGUUAUCCUGGAUACCGAUUUGACCGAGAGAGACACCGCAACCACAAGUCUCCAUACUGCAUUGAUAUUGAUGAGUGCGAAUUUCCUGACAGCAACAUAUGUGAGCACGAGUGUGUGAACACAGUGGGCAGCUUCUCCUGCCGCUGUCACACAGGCUACAUCCUGGGACCAGAUCAACACUCCUGCAUCCCUGAGCACUUGAGUUCUUCAGGGAAGUCAGAGACUCUGAUGAGUGCUGGGGCCUGCUCCUUCACCUGUCAGGACUUUGUCAACAUGAAGAACAGUCUGCAGCAGCUCAAGUCAAAACUGGGCAGCACACAGACAUCAAACCAGGUCUCUGGCUUAGCCAACAGCAGUGAUAAGCGAUCUCAUGGGAGAACAGGCAAAGCCUCUGCUGGCUUAUGUCCUUCUGGCCUUCCGGGGCCACCAGGGUCCCCUGGAGUUCCAGGACACCCAGGUGAACCAGGGAGGAGAGGUGAGCCAGGAGAGAGGGGGCCACAAGGCCCUCGUGGUGACAUAGGACCCAUGGGUCCAGAACCCGACCUGAGGCACAUCAAGAGAGGCCGCAGGGGAGCUGUGGGUCCUCCAGGAGCACCAGGAAAAGAUGGACUAAAGGGUGAAAGAGGAGCACCAGGCCCCACUGGUCCGCCGGGUCCACCAGGUUCCUUUGACUUCCUCCUGCUCAUGAUGGCCGACAUCCGUAACGACAUCAUCGAGUUGCAGGAGAAGGUGUUUGGGGAGAGGCGAGGUCUCACUCUGGACGCCUCCCCUCACCCUGGAGCAGAGGAGGACGUUUUGGACUGGGGAUCUGGACAGGGCGACGUCACGCUAAACUCAUGACCUUUGGCUUUCUUGACCACUGUGUUCGCAAAAGCACUAUAGGACACUAGAUGAGGACCAUGGCCACAUCAAACUGAUAUGCCAUAACUGUGAGCAGCGGACAGAGGAUUACCUGUUACAAAGUGGACCACAGACUGUCUGGCUGCAGGCACUUCCCCGGCCUCUUUCAUAUUUCAUGGAUAGAGAGGUGGAAUGUGCGUGCGGGCCCAUGAGUGAGGAAGAUGCUGCCUCUGCCUUUGUGUCUCUGAGCUAAACCACUUCAAACGGCACACUUUAUCGUCUACAUCUCUUCCUGUUUGGGACGUGUGUGUGUGGGAUGGGUGGAUAUAGGGUCUGUGGGCCAGGCCUGGGAGCCCCUCCGCACCUGUGGGCAGACCUGCAGCAGAUCAUCACCUCACAUGAGGUCUAUAUGAGCUGGACAGUGACCUCUUUUCUAUUUUUGAUAUUGUUCAGAUAAAUUAACUUAAAGGUGUCAGAUAUUAAAUUGUCUGUUAGGUCUAUUAUACUGUAUUCUAUGUAAGUGAAUAUGAUAAUGGGAAAGUUACCAAAUGAAUUAUGGUAAUAUGGUCAAAUCUGUUUUUCAAAUGUGAUGGCUUUUGGAUUGCAUGAUUAUAAGUGUUAGUAGAAAGGUUGCCUCCGUUACAUAGAUUUUCAAAUCUAUAUAACAGACUUACAAAUUACAAGUUAAAAAUGUAUCUUGGGUUGGCAAAUAG